AGCACUGCUCUGCUACAUGACGGCCUGCCUUUCUUUUAUCCUAUUCUUGGUCCUGCGAGUCUUAUCUCUCUUCUUCUGAAUACGACCGUUCUCUGUUCCUUUUUCUCUCAUUGCAGUUCACAGAGCCGCUUCAUGGGGUCGUUCUGUCCACGAUGCUGUUGAGACCAGACGUCUGGAACCGCUCGGUGAAGCUUGCCGUCGCGGCCACCGUCUUCUUCGCCUUCGUUCUCUGGAUUCAACCCCCUCGGAACCACCACGGCCAUAGAUUCAAAUCAUGGUUCUCGCAGCCGAGCCAUCAGUGGGGCUCUUACGGAGGUCCCACCCAGACAUCUGUCACAAAGGAUGGGUGCCCCGUCGCGUCCGACGCCGACAACGUUGUCAUCACCGUGAAAACAGGCGCUAGUGAGGCGUCCGCCCGAAUUCCUACGCAAUUGAGAACCACGCUAAAAUGUCCUCCGAACAUCCUACACUUCUCCGACAUGGAGCAGACGGUGGACAACGUCACCAUCCAUGACGCCCUCGCCCCGAUCCCUGAGUUUGUGAAGAUUGGGAACCCAGACUUUGAUCUAUACAGGGCGCAGCAAGCUCGGAAACGCUUAGGCUGGCACGACGAGCCGGUCACUGAAGAGGUGAAAAAGGCUGCGUGGACGUUGGACAAGUACAAGAAUCUACACAUCGUCGCAAAGUCCUACUGGCUGUUCCCGGACAAAAAGUGGUACCUACACAUCGAUGCUGACACAUAUCUCGUCUGGUCCUCACUUCUGUGGUGGCUCAACACUCUUGACCCAUCAAAACCUCUCUAUACCGGCUCUUUAACAUGUUUUGGAGACGUUAAGGCUGCACAUGGCGGCAGUGGAAUAUUGCUAUCAAACUCUGCGGCAAAGGCGAUUGUGCAGGACAACAGUUCCACGAUUCCUUCGUGGGAUGGCCAGGCGCGUGAUCAUUGCUGUGGCGAUGAGCUUGUUGCGCAGGCGUUGAAGGACAACGGAAUUGAGAUGCACAAUUCGUGGCCGCUCAUCAAUGGUGAUACACCGUUCACAAUUCCAUUUGGUCCGCAAUUCUGGUGUGAGCCCGUCGUUACGAUGCAUCAUCUCAGCACGAAAGAAAUGGAGAUCGUUGCUGCAUUUGAGCAGAGCAGGCCAAACCGUUCUGAGCCUUUGUCUUACAUGGAACUAUUCAAUGAACUCGUCUAUGACCAUAUUCCCGAAACAACAGUUGACGACUGGGACAACCUUUCGGAGGGCAUCACACUGCCCGACUGUCCGUCCUUUGAAGCAUGCAUAAACGAAUGCAAUGAAAACGACGGUUGUUUCCAGGCUUCGUACGAUGGCUCGGAGUGCAUCCUAGGUACGAGAAAUUUCCGCGUGGGUGUAGAAAAAAAACCAGAGGAAAGCAAGAAGUGGCAGAGCAUGUGGAACAAGAGGCGUAUGCGUGAGUGGGCAGUCGUCCACGUAGACUGCACAAAUCUGCAUGUCGCGUUCAAGGACUCAUUUGUAUGCGGUUGAAGAACCUUCAACUUGCUCCAAGAAAAUAUCAAAAUCAGUAACCCAAGAUUACAGCGUUACGCGCUUGAUACGGGGUUGCGGCAAACAGGUCGCUCGCUUCAGGAGAUAUCGACGACUUCUUGGUUCGGCUAACUGCUAUUUACAUACAAUGGUGGCUUGAUCCACCAUUGUAGGUAGCAAGAUGGCACCAGGAACACGCCGAGGGAGCAAGCCUCGUAGAGAACCACUGAACUCAAAAAAAGAUAUCCGAGCGGAUAAGCGGUGGCCAACCUGAUCUUUUGUGGAGAAGUAAACACGCAAAAGUCGGAAACAUUUUUUUUUUCAUGCAUACUGCUACACAGGAAUGGCAGAAUCAGUGCGAAUAAUUCACGAGACGAUUUCUCCAUACGUUGGUCUUUGCCCUGCUAGUACAUCAACCCCGCUUCAAGAUUCUGCUUGUGGAACAAAGAAGGAAACUAGCCUACAUACGGACAAUAAUCGAAUCAUUCUAGAUUCAGUCUAAACAUAACGACGUAGCUAAAGCGAUAAGGAGGGACAUUGUAGACGCCCAUUAACUUGAAGCAUGUAGUUUCGAAUGGUUUAAAUUCCAGUUACCUUACGGCAUACAUGUUCAACGACCGAUCAGCUCAGGCAGC
Messenger RNA from Verruconis gallopava, 2140 nucleotides. RefSeq lists its product as uncharacterized. The coding region runs from base 153 to 1505 and encodes 450 amino acids. The transcript has 2 exons. The record is from RefSeq and is a predicted model, not a curated record. NCBI's taxonomy places the organism in Eukaryota, Fungi, Ascomycota, Dothideomycetes, Venturiales, Sympoventuriaceae.